This is a messenger RNA of Brienomyrus brachyistius, 1817 nucleotides long. Its product is annotated as pentraxin-related protein PTX3-like. The record is from RefSeq and is a predicted model, not a curated record. Gene Ontology annotation, biological process: innate immune response. NCBI's taxonomy places the organism in Eukaryota, Metazoa, Chordata, Actinopteri, Osteoglossiformes, Mormyridae. Gene Ontology annotation, molecular function: complement component C1q complex binding.
AUGGCCGCGAUAAGGGCUCUGAUAGCUGCCUGGGUGCUCGGCCUGUCCUGCAUGCGGCCGGUGUGCGCUUACGGUGAAGACAUGUUGUAUGGCAACAAUGAAAACUUCUACAACAACAUCCUUGAACUGGAUCAGCAGGAAGGUGAGUGGCUCACCGAAUUCUCCCGUUCCGCUCUCCUGGUGCGUGAGGAGGCAGGGGUUGGUUUUGGGGAUUUGGUGAGGACUUCAAGGGGAUCCACCACGGAAACGCCAUGUGAGGGCAGCGACUUGACCAAGUGGGAUAAGCUCUUCUCCAUGCUGGAGAACUCGCAGAUGCAUGAGACCAUGCUGCAGCACAGCAUGGACAACUUGCUGCAUGCUGAGCUGCGGGCGCAGCGAGGGGAGCUACUGCUCAGCAUGGAGGGUGUGGCCUCGGCCUGCACCAACUGCGACGACAGUGACCGCGAUGGCUGGCGGGCCUCCCUGGAGCUGCACACCUCUCGGAUGAUGGAGCUCCUUCAGAAGACCGAGAAUCAGCAGCAGCUCCUGCAGCAGGUCCUGGACUCCAUCCAGAACUUGGGGGCAGGGCCAAGCGGGAAGGACAGCACCUCCAACACCGUAACAAUGACGUCCCCGACGGAGGACGGUUGCCAGGUGGUGAGGAUGCUCACUGCCAUGGGCAAAGACUUCCAGAAGAUCCAAACUGAAAUAGCAUCUGCGGCACAGAACUCCCUGCCACAGGGCUGUGAGAUGGCCCUCCUUUUCCCCCUACGCUCCAAGAGAAUCUUCGCCUCGGUCGUGCCUGACUCGUCCAUGUUGUUGCGCUCCUUCACCAUCUGCCUGUGGGCCAAGGCCACCGACACACUAAACAAGACAGUUCUCUUCUCCUACGGGACACGCAGCAACCCACAGGAGAUCCAGCUGCUGCUCAGCGGCCACACUGCCCGCUUCUCCGUGGGUGGAGAAGCCCAGCUGGUGGAGGCCCAGGAGGCGGCAGUGCUGGGCCGGUGGGUACACUACUGUGGCGCCUGGAGCUCUGAUGAGGGCCUGGCCUCACUCUGGGUGGAUGGCCGCAAGGCCGCCGGCUCCUCGGGCGUGGCUGAGAACCACACCCUCCCCGGGGGGGGUGCUAUGCUGCUGGGGCAGGAGAAGAACGGCUGCUGUGGCAUUGCUGGAUUCGAUGACAGCUUUAACUCACACCUGGCCUUCGCUGGGAAAAUGACAGGGGUCAACGUGUGGGACCGGGUGCUGGGAGAUGACGAAAUCUCACAGCAUGCCAGGAGGGACGGGGCCUGCAGCACCAGGGGCAACGUGGUAGGGUGGGGCAUCUCCGAGAUCAUACCACACGGGGGAGCCCAAUUCACUGGCUGACGCUGCCCCCCGCCUCGCCAUUGCUCAACACGCAAUUGAGCAACAACAUCAGAGCCAGCUCCCCCCCUCCCAAAUAAAGAACUGCUCAUGAAAAAGACUGCAGUUCACAAAUACAGGAAUGUUUUCCAUUUACAAACCCUCUGAUAACCAUUACCGUGUCUGUAAAGGAGCAGGAACGUUUCACCCAGAGCCUUAGACUGAAACCAUCUGUGAUUCAUCUAAAGACUUAUUUGCUUUCUCACUUUAACACAAUAAUGCCUAAAAUGUAUAACCUUUGAAUUUAUAAGGACGUUUACAAUGGCAAUAAUUAAGGAGAGUAAUUAAGAAGAAAUGUUUACAGUGUUUGUUCAGAUCUUUUUGAAACUGUGGAGAGUAUUCUAUGUUCUAUUUUUUGGAAUGAAGAUAAAUGUAAUUUGUACAUAAAUGCUAUCGAAUGACGAAUAAAGGAGUAAGAGAAAGAAACAGAA